Messenger RNA from Neurospora hispaniola, 373 nucleotides. RefSeq lists its product as uncharacterized. Bases 126 to 335 code for a protein of 69 amino acids. The record is from RefSeq and is a predicted model, not a curated record. The transcript has a single exon. NCBI's taxonomy places the organism in Eukaryota, Fungi, Ascomycota, Sordariomycetes, Sordariales, Sordariaceae.
GUCAAGCCAUGUUGUCCCUACCCGUAGACUCUGAGCACUGUAAUCACAGAUAAGCAAAGAUAGUCCUCCUGAACCAAUAAGCUGUGAUAUAUAUCCAAAACAAACAAACGCUCUAAAACGCCGCCAUGCUUCUCUACGCUGUCUAUGUAGAUGGUAGUUGUAGUAUGUUCCGUCUUUCGGCGGAGCAGAGAGCCCCUCUCUUUCCUCUCCUGUUCCUGCCCUGUAAUUCUGCUCCUCUCAUCUCUACUACCCUUCCCUCGCCUGUAGUUCAUCUUCCUCUUCCUCUUCCUUUCCAAAAUAUAAACCCGAGUUCACUAAAGCUCCGUCUUCGGUGAGGAUGGUCUAGGUAUAUAUGCUCAUGCUCUCGAUAAUA